AAUAGUGUACCGAAAAUGACAGUUACGGAACUAGCCGCUCAUGAACUGGAAUCAGUACCGGCCACCAUCCCUGCUUGUUUCAGCCCUGGACUUCUUGCAAAAGCAGAGUUGUCAAUCAAAACAAACCAAAAAGUGAUUUUUUAAAUGAUUUUUGAAUAUGACGACGAGCCUCUCGGAAUCCGAGGCCGCCGACGAAUUUAUUUGGCAACGAUGGUGUCGCCUGUGCGCCAAGGAUCAUCCUCAGAAUCGAAAUGUGUACUCCCGGGCGGCUGAAUCGCAAUCCUGGACAAAUAUGCUGGCGAUGACCAUCGGAAAAUACUUUUGGGUUGAUAUAAAACAGAAGGAUGAGCUGAGCAAUUACCUGUGUGCCGAAUGCUUCAAUAUGAUGGAAAGCUUAAUGGAAUUCUCGGAGAGAGUUCGAAGGGUUCAAACCCUUUUUAAUAGGCUGCAGACGGCUACAAAACCAGGAGCUUCAGUGGACUAUGAGGAACUGCGACAGGAUUGCGGCUUGGUGGACAAUGAUUGGAAACACUUAAUGUCCCAGAAUGUUAAACAGCUUUCUCCAAAAGAAGCUAUACAGAAAAUAAUAGAUCAAGUACCUCAAAUUGUUGAAGAUGCAGAUGCACUUUUAGACGAAAACGUAGAAAUUAUAGAGGAAGAGUUACAGUCAAUGGAACUGCAAACUGUCGAGGAAGAGGUGGAACUACAGGAGGCUCCCGAUUGCAUAGAGGAAGGGAAAAACAUACCCGAGGAGGAAUUCGAUGAGGAGUCUGAAAUAAUCGAGGAAAACUACAACAUCGAUGCCUACGAAGAAACCGCACAAGAGCAAGGCUCUCACGGAACGCUCAAAAAAUCAAAACUUAAAGCUAAGCUCAGCGAGGAGACACAGGAAGUCGAAGAAGAAGAUGACUUCUCCGCCGAGAAUCUCAUAGAGGAAGACCACGAACCCGCCAUUUACAAGUGUAGCAUCUGCAGCAAACCGUACAAAAAGCCAAAGUCCUACAAGCGACACAUGAUGGAUGUGCACAACGUGGUGCCUACGGAUCUGCCCAAUCUGGAGUGUAAUCAGUGUGGCAUAAUCUUUCCCACAGACAGCCAGCUUCAUGCCCACUAUCGCUCACAUUUGCCGGCCAACCUCAAGGCGGAUAACUCCUGCCCACACUGCGAAAAGCGAUUCACCACGCCGGGCACACUCAAGCGGCACAUUGAGGGGGUUCACAAGGGCAUCAAGCCAUUUACCUGUGACCUCUGCGGAAAGGGCUUUAAGUACAUCACUGGACUCAAGGAUCACAAGCUCGUACACACGGAUGAGUGUCCCUUUGAGUGCCCCGAUUGCCACAGACGGUUUAAGAACAAGGCCAGGUUAAAGAUCCAUUCUGAUACGCACAGUGCCAACAUUUACGAGUGCGGCAUAUGCGGCAUGAAGCUCAAAACCCGGCGGACCUUUAACAAACACAAGUUGGUCCAUUCGGACGAGCGGCAGUACAAGUGUGAUGUCUGCGGUUCAUCCUUCAAGCGAAGCAAGACAUUAAAGUCGCAUCUCAUCCUGCAUACGGGCAUCCGGCCGUACAAGUGCAACUUCUGCGGCAGGGAAUUCUCCAAUGGCUCCAACUGUAGAUCACACAAGCGACAGGCGCAUCCCAAGGAACUGGCUGAGGAAGAGUCGCGAGGGGUUUCUCGGUCCACACUGCUGCCAAUGCUGGAGGAACUGACCAAGGCGUCCAAACUCAUUAAGACACCUGCCAAGCCCAGCAAAACAAAGGGCAGUAUGCCGAAAGCUUCGUCUAAAAAGCCUGCAAUUGUCACUGAACCUUCCACAAAGGACACCGAAGGCGCUAUCCUCUAUGAAAUCGUCGAGGAGCUGGAUUACACUUAA
Messenger RNA from Drosophila serrata, 1876 nucleotides. Its product is annotated as zinc finger protein weckle. Gene Ontology annotation, molecular function: DNA-binding transcription factor activity, RNA polymerase II-specific; zinc ion binding; RNA polymerase II cis-regulatory region sequence-specific DNA binding. Gene Ontology annotation, cellular component: nucleus. NCBI's taxonomy places the organism in Eukaryota, Metazoa, Arthropoda, Insecta, Diptera, Drosophilidae. The record is from RefSeq and is a predicted model, not a curated record. Gene Ontology annotation, biological process: regulation of DNA-templated transcription.